This is a messenger RNA of Symsagittifera roscoffensis, 3629 nucleotides long. RefSeq lists its product as uncharacterized. NCBI's taxonomy places the organism in Eukaryota, Metazoa, Xenacoelomorpha, Acoela, Convolutidae. Gene Ontology annotation, biological process: protein ubiquitination. The transcript is spliced from 4 exons. Gene Ontology annotation, molecular function: ubiquitin-protein transferase activity. Bases 551 to 2887 code for a protein of 778 amino acids. The record is from RefSeq and is a predicted model, not a curated record.
CGCCAAUGCUGCGUUUGAAGUUAGCUAUCACACUUUAUAAUUGUUCUGAGUCUGCUAAAAAACCGGUGUGCUAAAAAACCGGUCUGCUAAAAUUCCUAGACCCUUUUUCACUUUUUAUGCUAAAAGAUUGGUCUGCUAAACGAUCGGUCCCCAUGCAGCACACCGAAUUUGCUCUUAUUCAACUAGCUACUAUAUAUACCACAAAUAUUCACAUUUACUUUCACAUGAAGCUAUUAGACCAAAAAAUUUGCAGUAACACAGAGCUUUACGGUUACCUAAAAAAGUCUUUAUGCACGUCACAGCUAGAACAUAACAUCACAGUAAUUCGAGUUUAGAGCUUAAAACUGCAUUCGAAUCCAAUCAAUCAACUCAACAGUCUAAGUUGCAACUGAAAUUUAACAACCGAGUAAUAAUUAUUUACUGUUUACUUAAACAUUGACCAUUCGUCAUUUUGUUGCAUACUUCGAAUCGCAGUGUUUUAAAACUGUGCUUUAGCCAAAAAUUCAAACUGUAUCACGUGAAACGAGAUCCAAAAACUACCGAGACCGAAAUGGAUACUAGCCAACCCGAAGAAAUCCCUCAGCACUUUCUGUGCCCCAUAACUCUCGCUAUUAUGAAUGACCCGGUGAUUGACAACGAAGGCGUCAGCUACGAACGCGAGGCGAUCGUCGAAUGGCUUAAUGCCGGAAACUCAACCUCGCCUACCACCGGGAAGGUACUGACUGUCAACGAUCUUCGACCGAACAGGGCAUUACGGGAGGCAAUUGAGAAGCACCUUGGAGUGGAAGGAAUAGUGCAAUCGCCUCCUCGCAGUACGGAGAGCAUGCCUGAAAGUGGAUCUGCUUCGCAACCGCAGACAACUUUGGCCGGAAUGGUAAUUGAUCAAGCAUCCAGCUCGCAAGUGUCUGUGGAACUUGACCUCAACAUGAAAUACGACGGACACAACAUGCUCAUCUCCAUCGAGCCCCCCGAAUCAACACAGUGCGUUAGGAGCUCUAUCUGCUGUGUUGUUGAUGUCUCUGGAUCUAUGGGAACCGAAGCCACAAUUCAAAACGAGAAGGGCGAAACUGAAACGUUUGGAUUGUCAGUUCUCGACGUCACUAAACAUGCAUUGAAGACCAUCGUCAAAAGUCUCACUCCUCAAGAUGAAUUCUCAUUGAUCACUUUUUGCAGCACAGUUUCAGUCGAGUUGGAACCGAGACUUAUGACGCCAGCUGCAGUUGAAAAUACUUUGGAGAGGAUUGACGGGCUGUCUGAAAAAGACAUGACUAAUUUGUGGGGAGGACUGAAGAAAGGGUUAGAACUUCUGACGGAAAGCAGACCAAAGACCGACAACGUGGCACUGUUUCUCUUAACAGACGGACUGCCAAACAUUGGACCAGCUAAGGGCGAGUCUAAGACCCUCGAAGACUUCAAAAAGAACAACAAAGGUCUGCCCGGUCGCAUCCACACUUUCGGCUUCGGAUACAGCAUGAACAGUGUCAUGCUCUCGGAAGUUUCUUCAAUCGGAGGCGGACUUUAUUCCUUCAUUCCCGACUGCUCAUUUGUCGGAACUGUCUUCGUGAAUGCUGUUGCAAACCAUAUUACUACUGCGGCUUAUAACUUGACUCUAGAGGUCAACGGAAAAAACGUGGUAAUUGAGAAGGGUGAUCACUUGGCCUACGGUCCGCAAGCCGAUGAUAAGAGUCGUGCGAUUUCGUUCGGAUCGAUUCAAUUCGGGCAGUCUAAGGAUGUCGUGUUUCCACUCAAGAAAGUCAAAGGUUUGCUGGGUCGAAGUGAGCCUUCAUUGGAUGUAACAUUGAAGUACUACACUGGAGGCAAUAAGAAAACGUUGGAAAAGAGCUACGACUGGGACAGACAACCUGAACAGAGCGAAGAUAUCAAGUACCAAAGAAUGCGCUUGGCACUUGUCAAGGGUAUUCAGGACGUCCUAGACGUCAGCGGGCUCACGUUCCAAAGCCACAAUUUCACUGCACGGGAGCUGAAUAACAAGGGCCGCAAAAGACUUCGAACUCUUGAGAAGCGACUGAAGGAGCUCACGAACACGAAUGAGCCAAGGUCAACUGACCUUCUGAAAGACUUGACAGGACAGAUAGCGGAGGCCUUUUCCAAAGACGAGUGGUUCUUCAGAUGGGGAGCCCAUUUCUGCCUGUCAAUCACACUGGCUCAUUUGCACCAGGUCUGCAACAACUUCAAGGACCCCGGAGUCCAACACUACAGCAGUGAGCUUUUCAGCGAAACGCGCGAUAAACUGGAUGAAAUUUUCAUCACGCUUCCAGCUCCCAAACCUACUGCUAGAAGCCACCACAGAGGAACCAACUACAACGCAGCACCUGUAAGCAUGUCUUCGUUUAUGAACGUUCGUGGUGGUUGCUUUCUGGGCUCCAGCUUGGUCCAUAUGGCUGGUCGAAAAUUCCGGAGGGCUGACCAGAUAAAGAAAGGUGACAAAGUAUUGACAGGAGCCGGUCUAAUUGAUGAGAUAGAAUGCGUGUUGAAGACUUGUUACGACGAGGACGAACCUCAACUUCUGUAUCAAAUCAACGAAAACCUCGUCGCCACUGCUUGGCACCCUGUAAAAAACGAGGCCCAUCAAUGGACAUUCCCAGCUGAAUCGAGCUCAGCAAAGGCCAUCGCAGUCUGCACAGAAGGCGUGUACACUUUCCUGCUCAAGAACAGAGGUACUAUUUUACUCGGUGACACUGAAUGCGCAACUCUUGCUCAUGGUCUGCAAGGUGAAGUGAUUGAACACGAGUUUCUGGGAACUGAGACUGUGGCAGCUGAUUUGAAACGAUUCGAUCAGUUCCAAUCUGGACUAGUAGAAGUGACACAAGAAGCGUUCCAGAGGAAUCCAGAUACCGGAAGAAUCAAUGCUAUCAGGAUGAAUUAACUUAUCCGCUUCAAAGACAAAUCGCUAAAAAGCUUUUGUAGAUGACCAAAAAUCUAUAAUAACAUUGUUUCAGCUUGCAAAUGGUCGGAACAAAAAAAAGCAAAUUUGAUACAAAACGAGCAGUGGAGAAAAGCUAGCAAAGUUGUUGGCUAAACAAAUCAAACAUAGCCUAAAAUUUCUUUAAGAAAAUCGUAAAUGAUUCCUGAAAAACAUGACAAAACGAUGCUUCUAAUUUGUAUGAUUGCUCAUUUCGGUAAAUUUGUCUGUUGGUUUCCAUUGGUGACUUUAUGUCAGAAACCACUUAUUUCAAAACGUACGCAACAUUUAAAACAUAAUGUGAAAAACAUUGGAUCAUAUGCGUUAAAGAUAUACGCCAUUACCACCUGCUUAAGUGACGGCAACACACCUAAUAGCUGAACUCUGAUACUGCAGACCUCAAAUGCAACUUUAUGACGCCAUAGUAACCUUCGCCACCAUCUCCAAACAUGCUAAAAGUCUAUUUUACUUUAAGAAAGCCUGCUGCUCAAAAAAUUAGCAAAUUCGUAUAGAGGUAUUAUCAGCAGAGCUAGAAAAACCAAAAUGGCAUACUUAGCUAAACUCAACGACAUUUUCAAAACUUGCUAUCGGCGAAAACCUCCCGUGUACGCCUCUACUUGCAUUUCUAAAAAUUAGCGGCUAAGCUCAAGUUUGAGUUAUCUGUUUUAUUACUUUGAUGUAUGUUGCGAAGAAUAUGUUGUGAUGA